Messenger RNA from Scutellospora calospora, 284 nucleotides. The record is from the annotation of a GenBank genome assembly. NCBI's taxonomy places the organism in Eukaryota, Fungi, Glomeromycota, Glomeromycetes, Diversisporales, Gigasporaceae.
AUGGGCAAAAAGACCGUCACUUUCGCUGAUGGGAUUAAUACCGAAAAUUAUGAAACGUCUUAUGCAAAAUUAAAGAAUAUUUUAUCUAAUAAAGCCAAAGGAUUAACUGAUCCAGUGAAAAAUGUCGAGGAUAAAUGGGAGUUGUUACCUGCUUUUCUAAAAGUCAAGGGACUAGUAAAGCAACAUAUAGAUUCUUUUAAUUUCUUUGUUGAAACCGAAUUAAAGAAGAUCAUUCGCGCAAAUGAUAUGAUUACUUCGGAUGUUGAUCCAGCUUUUUGGCUAAA